Molecule: messenger RNA, 455 nt
Organism: Dermacentor silvarum
Lineage: Eukaryota; Metazoa; Arthropoda; Arachnida; Ixodida; Ixodidae
Exons: 2
Source: RefSeq, a predicted model, not a curated record
GCGGCAACGUAGAAGACCUAGGCGACAUUGAUGGCGUCGACAUGUGGCGCAGCCUAAUCACGGGCGCCGGUUCUCCGAGGGCUGAAGUGCUGCACAACAUCGACCCGCUGUGGAACAUGUCUGCCUUACGCGUUGGGCGCUACAAGUACGUCAAUGGGACGUACGGUGGCGGCAACUACGACGGCUGGUACCAUCCGCUGCAAGUCAGCGACUCUCAGCUCGGACUUUACAGAGUGGACAACACUUCAGGGGACAAGUACGGUCUGCACCAUCUCUACGACGACCAUGGUAGGGAUUUGACGACUCCUGUGGACAAUGUGAUGACGUGGCUGUACGAGCCUAACACUAAUCCUGUUCCUUCGUCGGGAGCAGGCGGCAGGAGCAACGUCUUGGAUCCGACUUGCGCGGCGGCUCGGACAAUCCUGUCCAUCGGUCGCACCUUGCCCGAAGCAUAG